AGACGCUCUUAGCAGCAACUUGCGGCUUGUGAAACUUUCGUAAAAACAGUGUUUUGUUUAUUUAUUUAGUAAAAAUUGGUGUUUUAAUUUUUGCUCACUCGGGUUAUGUUUUCAAGAUGAUGUCAUUAAACCUGUUCUGCAUGUCCGUGUGUGUUGCUAUGGUGACGGCUCUUCCAGCACCAGCUAUCCUUGAUGAGGAAUAUCCUUUAGUGGAACCUACAAAUAUGCGAGAACAAGUGAUAGUACCACACAAAAGGGCAGCUUUGGUGUUGGAUAGAUUGCUCGUGGCUCUGCAGAAGGCACUCCGGGAGGACGGGCCGAAUCAGCGGUUUGAUCCCGACAGAGAUGGGCCGAGGACAGCGCCGUUGAGAAUCGCAAACUACGAUGUAAAUGAUUUGACGGGUUUACAGCGCAGAGGACAAGCGAGCGGUCGAGGCCGGGUGCUUCGAUGCUACUUUAACGCUAUUACGUGCUUCUAACACCAAUCAUUUAGUAUUAUUGCAUUUUUAUUUGAAUUUCGCCUUUAUACCUAUGGUCUAUACCAGCUAUAGCAACAUAGUAAUUAUUAUUGUAACAUAAAAUAUCAGA
Colias croceus (clouded yellow) is the source of this 588-nucleotide messenger RNA. RefSeq lists its product as uncharacterized. The coding region runs from base 117 to 479 and encodes 120 amino acids. The transcript is spliced from 4 exons. The record is from RefSeq and is a predicted model, not a curated record. Lineage: Eukaryota; Metazoa; Arthropoda; Insecta; Lepidoptera; Pieridae.